CGCACCGCGCGCGAGGCGGCCCUGGCCUACUACGACAGCUACAACUCGAAGCAGAUGGGCGCGGUGCUGGAGCUGAUUGCGGAGGACUGCGUGUACGAGGACCUCAUCUACCAGGACCCCUUUGUGGGGCGCGCCGCCAUCGCCGCCUACUUCCGCAAGAUUGAGGCCCUGGUGCCGCCAGACAUCAAGUUCUGCGUGGAGGACAUCACCGAGGGCGACCCGCGGCGCUGCGGCGUGCGGUGGCACGUGGAGAUAGCGGACGACAGCGGGCGCGCCACCGAGUUCCCCUUCAGCCGAGGCGUCAGCUUCUACGAGGUCAACGACUUGGGGCAGAUUGUGUUUGCGCGAGACAUUGUGGAGCCCGCCAUCAAGCCGGGGGCGGCGGCGCUGUCGGGGAUCUCGGUGGUGGCGCCGCUGGUGCGCAAGCUGGGCCCCAAUGCCAACCCCGCGGUGCUCAAGACGCUGCCGCUGGCCAGUGGCGCCAUGUGGGCCUUCUACGCCGGCUACCUUGGGUACGUCAUGCUGAGCACCGCCGCUCCCGGCGUGCCAGCCUGGCAGGUGUCGCCUGAGGCGCUGCAGGCGGUGCUGCACGAGAGCUACAAUUACUUCUAUGUCAACAUCGGCCUGGCGCAGCUGGGCCUCAACCCGGUGCCCUGCAUCGCGGAGCACCCUGUGAGCGAGGCGAUGUUCAACGCGGUCAACGCGUGGUCGCUCAUGUGGUGGCCAGUCAUGCUGGCAGACCCGCUGGGGCGGCGGGUGAAGAGCAAGCUGCCCAUCUGGGUGGGCACACAGUUCCUCACAAAUGUCUUCUUUCCAAUUUACCUGGCAAAGCGGCUGGCGCCAGAGUCCCCAGAGGCGGCUGCAGCAGCGCAGGGGGCGGGCAGCGAGGCGGCGCCGGCGCGCCUCCCGGGCUGUGCUCCCAUCGUCGGCGCCGUGGCUGCCACCGUGGGCGUGGUCAGCAUUGGCUGGGCGCUGUUUGCACGGCCAGAGGCUGGCGACCUGCCGGCCCGCUGGGAGUACUUCACCACCCUGCUGGCCACCAGCCGCGUCGACUGGGCCUUUGGCGUGGAUGCCUGCCUGUACGCCGUGUGGCAGGCGUGGCUGCUGGGCGCCGUGGGUGCCGCACCCGCUUACCGCUUUGUGCCCUUCUUUGGAUUAGCGGCAUGGCUGAUG
Messenger RNA from Chlorella variabilis, 1173 nucleotides. RefSeq lists its product as hypothetical. The annotation marks the transcript as partial. The transcript has 6 exons. NCBI's taxonomy places the organism in Eukaryota, Viridiplantae, Chlorophyta, Trebouxiophyceae, Chlorellales, Chlorellaceae. The record is from RefSeq and is a predicted model, not a curated record.